Messenger RNA from Daldinia caldariorum, 1980 nucleotides. RefSeq lists its product as uncharacterized. The transcript is spliced from 3 exons. The record is from RefSeq and is a predicted model, not a curated record. NCBI's taxonomy places the organism in Eukaryota, Fungi, Ascomycota, Sordariomycetes, Xylariales, Hypoxylaceae. Bases 1 to 1980 code for a protein of 659 amino acids.
AUGCCUUCUUCUCUUGGAAUUACCCUUCUGAUGCUAUUUUACCGGUAUCAGAGAGCUAUGGCAGAAAGUUCCGCUGAUGUGAUACGCAUCGAACUCGAAGAUCACAGGAAUAACAUAACAGCCUUGCAGACGGUGAUUGCGCCCCCUUGGGUCUCAUCACAGGGCAUUCGCAGCACCUCCAAUAUCUUAUGGAGUUGCAUCGUCACUCUGACCGCAUGCGUUUAUACCUCGCUCCACCUAGACAUAGGAAGGAUAUCUAGCUGGAAGCGGCGCCUAUGGAUAAAGGUCGGAUGGGCGGUCACCGCUAUUCUUAUGCCGGAGGUCGUAGUUUGUAUAGCGGUCGUUCAAAACACCCAAGCGCGACAACUCGUCAAAAAUCUCAACGAAAUGAGGGAGAUAUGGAAUAAAGUAGGAACAGUCGUCUGUCCGAAAUUCGACCUUCGUUACGGCUUCUUUGUUACCAUGGGCGGCCUGCAGGUGUCAUAUAGUGACGUUGCCAACGAGGAUGGUACAUGUAAUCCAUGGUCGAUACCUAAAGACAGACAAAAAGCCUAUUGGUCUGAGCCGGGGCAUACCAAGACUCUAUCAGCUGAAGCGGUUGUAGCUCUCGCUGGUACGGGCGAAUUCUUUUACGUGCCGCGACAGAGUAUCGAUGAUAAAAGCAAGGCAGACGCGAUAAAGAAGGUCUUGGUCGUCUUGCAAGUGUCGUGGAUGACCGCGCAGUGUAUUGCCAGAAAGGCGUAUGGCCUGCCUUUGAUGCUCUUAGAGAUUCAUACCAUGGUACACGUUGUUUGCGCCGUCAUACUGUACGUAUGCUGGUUCAAGAAACCACUAGAUGUGCUGAUCCCCAACGUCUUGAGCCACCAAACCUGCACUGAACGCCAGGAUAAUCUUCUUAAGCUUCUACUAUUUGAAGACGGGCUUAGGCUGUCCGAGCAAUCCCGUCCCGAAACCAUACCUCUAGUAAACGAGCACGGUGUUGAACAGCAGGACAUAUCAGUAGACAUAUCAGUGCGAGACGUUGAGGCCGCGUUUGGAGGUGGUCAGGGUAUUAGCCUACACGUUAAUGAUGUCCUCUCAAUCCGAAGACUGAGCGACAAAAUUCUCUCAAGCCACCUACAGCCUGAAAACAUGAUACCGUUUGGGCUCCAAUACAAGGACCUAAUAACCAACGAAAGCACAACAAGUGUAACAAGCGUAACAAGCGUGACCAACGAAUGCAUAAUAAGCGUUUCCGUCGAAGACUACUUGAUGAUGCAGAAGGUAAUUGCCGCGUUUACCAAACCCAAGGAACCGACGUUAAAUCGAGCCAUCUUUAACCAAGAUCUGUUCACUGAGCGGGUUAUGCCCGAGGUCAGAAUUUCGAUCUUCGAAGAGAAUUCAAAUAUACUAAGUCCUAGCGUUAAACGCGACUCGUUUUAUGCCCUCGUUCAUUCCCUGCUAUUAAGCCGAAGAAAUCGGCUGAGAUCUCCGCUGAGAACUCGGCUGAGAAAUCGGCUGAGAAAUCGGCUGAGAUCUCCGCUGAGAACUUCGUGGCUCGCAAGACUAAUACUCGUCCUGGUCCCGGCGCUGUACGGCGGUAUCCACUUGGCAGCCUGGAACUCCGAUUUCCCUUCUGCCCCCGAGGAGUGGAUGUGGAAGAUUUCGUGCUUCAUCAUUAUGGGGACUAUUCCAGCGUUGGCGAUUGUCAGUAUGAUUGGCAUUAUGAUUGGCAUUAUGAUUAUCAUACCGAUUGUCGUUAUAAUUGGCAUUAUGAUUGUCCCGAGGCUUGACUCAUGGUCUGACAAACAGGUGGAAGGGUUUGAACAUGCACUUAAGAUGGGCGCACUAAUUUCCUUCGGAAUAGCCGCGGGCAUAUUGACAAUAAUCUUCUUAGGCGCCCGGCUGUAUGUCCUUGUGGAGGUUUUCAUAUCCUUGCGAAGCGUGCCGAUUGGAGUAUACUUGACCCCUAGUUGGCUUCAAAGUAAGGAAACUCAAUAG